CCUUCCGGGCUUUGAGACUCACGCACGCACGCGCCGUGGGCAGCCGCUCGGCCGCUGGGCGGCGCGGGCCUUACGCGGGUGUGACGUCACCACGCGCCGCAGCCUGCGGCGGCGGCGGCAGCCAUGGCGACCGCCCGGGAGCCGGCGGCGGAGGACCCGCUGUGGAGCUUUGUGCGGGUUCUGGAGAAGCGGGACGGGACGGUGCUUCGGCUGCAGCAGUACGGCUCCGGAGGCGUGGGCUGCGUGGUGUGGGACGCCGCCAUCGUCCUCUCCAAGUACCUGGAGACGCCGGCGUUCUCCGGCGGCGGGGCCCACGCGCUGAGUCGCCGCUCGGUGCUGGAGCUGGGUUCGGGCACCGGGGCCGUGGGGCUGAUGGCCGCCACCCUCGGGGCAGAUGUUGUAGUCACUGAUCUGGAGGAGCUGCAAGACCUGCUGAAAAUGAACAUCAGCAUGAACCAGCAUCUCGUGACUGGGUCUGUUCAAGCCAAGGUACUGAAAUGGGGGGAAGAAUUAGAAGACGUGACUUCACCAGACUACAUAUUAAUGGCUGACUGCAUAUACUAUGAGGAGUCCUUGGAACCAUUGCUGAAAACAUUAAAAGAUCUCAGUGGAUCUGAAACUUGUAUUAUAUGUUGUUAUGAACAGCGUACAAUGGGGAAAAAUCCAGAAAUUGAGAAAAAGUAUUUUGAGCUCCUCCAACUAGACUUUGACUUUGAGGAAAUUCCCUUGGAGAAACAUGAUGAAGAAUACCGAAGUGAGGACAUUCAUAUUAUAUACAUCAAAAGGAAAAAAUCAAAACUGCCAUCAUGAAUCCCUCUUCCAUCUUACCCACGCUCCUGACAUCCUGGGUAAGGUGCAGCUGUGAAUGGAGCAUGUGCAUACAGCAUGGGAGAGCGCGUUACAGUUUCUCCAGCAUGUCCUUAGAGACCUGUCCAUGGAUGACGACCACCACGGACCGCCCCCAGUGUGAAACACCUGCCUGCAGCGGACCUGUAGUCCAACUUGGGUUAACUUAGCUCAGCACCAAGGUCUGCUUAAAAAAACACUGGGAUCACUCAAAUAAAAAUAAAUUUGAGGUUAGCCUCAGUUCUAAAGCA
Messenger RNA from Peromyscus maniculatus bairdii (prairie deer mouse), 1097 nucleotides. It is a transcript of the gene Vcpkmt, whose product is annotated as valosin containing protein lysine methyltransferase. The record is from RefSeq and is a predicted model, not a curated record. Gene Ontology annotation, biological process: peptidyl-lysine trimethylation. Gene Ontology annotation, cellular component: protein-containing complex; cytosol. Lineage: Eukaryota; Metazoa; Chordata; Mammalia; Rodentia; Cricetidae.